Molecule: messenger RNA, 708 nt
Organism: Mytilus californianus (California mussel)
Lineage: Eukaryota; Metazoa; Mollusca; Bivalvia; Mytilida; Mytilidae
Product: collagen alpha-1(XII) chain-like
Exons: 3
Coding region: 97-666 (189 amino acids)
Source: RefSeq, a predicted model, not a curated record
UUUGUAGCAAGAUUUGCGGAAUCUUUUUCUAUUGGACAAAACAAUGUUCAAAUAGGUGUUACAUUAUUUUCAUCCCAGAUCCAUCAUCAGUUUGAUAUGGGUCUCCAUACUAAUCUCACUUCUAUGCUUGAGGCUAUCGAGUACAUCCCAAAUCGUUUAGGCAGUUCACAGACUGAUAAUGCACUCGAAUGGGUCUUUAAGCACGCGUUUUCUAAGGAAGCUGGAAACAGAGAUAGUGUGCCUAAUAUACUUAUUGUUUUAACUGAUGUAUAUGCAGUUAAGGAAAUCCAGACUCUUGCAUCAGGACUCCAAGGACAUGACAUGAGCGUUUUUGUCAUUGGUAUUGGACUAUUACCAGACCCCUCCGAAUUGGCACAGAUAGUUACACACCAACAGGGAAUUUCCCCUGUAUCAGCCUAUGGUACGCUUUGGGAUCUACAGAUUAAACUUCAAGAUUCAGUAUGCCAAGUCACACCUACUACUACUACUACUUCUACUGAAACUAUUAUACCAGCAAAUUGUAUUGACGCAACAUAUGUAAAGUGUGAUGACAUUCAUAUAUGUAGUGACAACGCACUCAGGCAAAAAUGCCCAGUAACAUGUGGACUCUGUGACGCUGGUGUCAAAAGCACAACACUUUCAUGGAUUCAUAUUGUGGGAAAAUAAACUAAAACACAAAUUAUUAUGUUGUUUCACAUAGUUUUAUCC